Molecule: messenger RNA, 2631 nt
Organism: Castor canadensis (American beaver)
Lineage: Eukaryota; Metazoa; Chordata; Mammalia; Rodentia; Castoridae
Gene: Ano7
Product: anoctamin 7
Biological process (GO): chloride transmembrane transport; calcium activated phospholipid scrambling
Cellular component (GO): plasma membrane
Molecular function (GO): chloride channel activity; protein dimerization activity
Source: RefSeq, a predicted model, not a curated record
AAGCGGGAUGCUGCGGUGGCAAGCUCGGGAAGAGGACAGCGCUGUGCUGAUUGAUGUGCCCUUCCCGGGGGCAGAGAAGGGAGGAUCGUAUGGAAGUACAGCUCAUGCCUCAGAGGCAGGUGAACCCCAGGAAGCUCCUUGCACAGCAGGGAGCCCUGCCAAGCCGGUGAUCGACUUUGUCCUUGUUUGGGAGGAAGAGCUGAGGCUGGGUGGACAGUGGGACAGCAGCACCAGGGACAAGCCAGACACACACCGGGCCUGGAGAGAGACCUUUCUGGAAAAUCUUCGUGCAGCUGGGCUACGAGUAGACCAGCACAAUGUCCAGGACAAGGCCUCUGCAGUACACUACGUCCUCCUCAGUGCCCCCUGGCCUGUGCUCUGCUACUAUGCAGAAGACCUUCGUCUGAAGCUACCACUGCAGGAGCUACCCAACCAGGCCUCCAACUGGUCAGCCAACCUGCUGGCCUGGCUGGGCAUCCCCAACAUCCUGCUGGAGGACGUGCCUGACAUGCCCCCUGAGUACAACUCCUGCCAGUUCAAAGUGAGCAAGCUGCCACGGUUCCUUGGGAGUGACAACCAUGACACCUUCUUCUCUAGCACCAAGAGACACCAGAUUCUGUUUGAGAUCCUGGCCAAGACCCCCUAUGGCCAUGAGAAGAAAGGCUUGUUUGGGAUUGACCAGCUGCUGGCGGAGGGUGUGUUCAGUGCAGCCUUCCCCCUGCAUGAUGGCCCCUUCACUAUGGCCCAAGAAAACCCACAAGCCCUGGGUCUGAACCAGCGCCACACCCUCUUCCAGUACUGGGCUCGCUGGGGCAAGUGGAACAAGUACCAGCCCCUGGACCACGUGCGUAGGUACUUCGGGGAGAAGGUGGCCCUGUACUUUACCUGGCUUGGGUUUUACACAGGCUGGCUCCUGCCAGCAGCAGUGGUAGGCACAGUGGUGUUCCUGGUGGGCUGUUUCAUGGUAUUCUCAGACACGCCAACGCAGGAGCUGUGCCACAGCACAGACAGUUUCGAGAUGUGCCCACUCUGCCCAGAUUGCCCCUUCUGGCUGCUGUCCAGCACCUGUGCCCAGGCCCAGGCUGGCCGGCUCUUCGACCAUGAUGGCACCGUCUUCUUCAGUUUGUUCAUGGCACUGUGGAGCGUGUUGCUUCUGGAGUACUGGAAGCGGAAGAGCAUCACACUGGCCCACCACUGGGACUGCUUCGACUAUGAGGACAUCGAGGAGAGGCCUCGGCCCCAAUUUGCUGCUACCGCUCCCAUGACCACCCUGAACCCCAUCACUGGGGAGGAUGAGCCCUACUUCCCUGAGAGGAGGCGUCUGCACCGCGUGCUGGCCGGCUCCGUGGUGGUCAUGAUGAUGGUGGCUGUGGUGGUCAUGUGCCUUGUGUCUAUCAUCUUGUACCGGGCCAGUAUGGCCAUCCUUGUGUCCAAGUCAGACAACACCCUUCUCACGGCCUGGGCCUCACGCAUCGCCAGCUUCACAGGGUCCGUGGUAAACCUCAUUUUCAUCCUCAUCCUCUCCAAGAUCUACAUGGCCCUGGCCCAGGUCCUAACGAGAUGGGAGAUGCACCGGACGCAGACUUCAUUCGAGGAUGCCUUCAUCCUCAAGGUGUUCAUCUUCCAGUCUGUCAACUUCUACUCCUCGCCUGUCUACAUAGCCUUCUUCAAGGGCAGGUUUGUGGGAUACCCAGGCAACCAUCACACCUUGUUUGGAGUCCGAAAUGAGGAGUGUGCGGCUGGAGGCUGCCUCAUCGAGCUGGCACAAGAGCUCCUAGUCAUCAUGGUGGGCAAGCAGAUCAUCAACAAUGUGCAGGAGGUCCUGGCCCCGAAGCUGAAGAGCUGGUGGCAGAAGCUGCGGCUGGGCUCUAGGAGGAGGAAGGCUGGUGAUGCCUCCAGGGCUGGCCUGGCACCCUGGGAAGCUGACUACGAGCUGCUGCCGUGUGAGGGGCUGUUCCAUGAGUACCUCGAAAUGGUGCUGCAGUACGGCUUCAUCACCAUCUUUGUGGCCGCCUGCCCGCUGGCGCCGCUCUUCGCCCUGCUCAACAACUGGGUGGAGAUCCGCCUGGACGCGCGCAAGUUCGUCUGCGAGUACCGGCGCCCGGUGGCGGAGCGCGCGCAGGACAUCGGCAUCUGGUCCCACAUCCUGGCGGCCAUCACGCACCUGGCGGUCAUCAGCAACGCCUUCCUGCUGGCCUUCUCCUCCGACUUCCUGCCGCGCGCCUACUUCCGGUGGACGCGCGCGCGCGACCUGCGCGGCUUCCUCAACUUCACGCUGGCGCGCGCGCCGCACGCCUUCGCCGCCACGCACAACCGCACGUGCAGGUAUCGGGCUUUCCGGGAUGAUGAUGGACACUAUUCGCAAACCUACUGGAAUCUUUUGGCCAUCCGCCUGGCCUUUGUCAUUGUGUUUGAGCAUGUAGUGUUCUCUAUUGGCCGAGCCCUUGACCUGCUGGUUCCCGACAUCCCAGAGUCGGUGGAAAUCAAGGUGAAACGGGAGUACUACCUGGCCAAGCAGGCACUGGCCGACAAUGAGGCUCUCCUUGGAGCAAGUGGAGCAAAGACUGACCAGCCCCUGAGCUCAGAGCCAAGUCGGGGUCCACAGGCCUAGGGUUCCAGGACUGGCCGGCC